Coccomyxa subellipsoidea C-169 is the source of this 4256-nucleotide messenger RNA. RefSeq lists its product as hypothetical. Lineage: Eukaryota; Viridiplantae; Chlorophyta; Trebouxiophyceae; Coccomyxaceae. The transcript is spliced from 25 exons. Bases 125 to 3601 code for a protein of 1158 amino acids. Gene Ontology annotation, molecular function: kinase activity; starch binding; ATP binding. Gene Ontology annotation, biological process: phosphorylation. The record is from RefSeq and is a predicted model, not a curated record.
GAAAUUUGUGCUCUUAACAAAUUCUUAUCUCUUCCAAGCCUGACAGUGAGCACCUUCACGACUGGAUGCCAAUUGCAUAUCUUCGAUAGUCAAGGAGACUCAACAACCGGCUCUCACCCUUACGAUGCAGACCAACUGCAAUGCAAUAAAUCUACGAACCUCUAGAGGCCUUCACAGGCGCGGGAUAGACUCAAAGUUUGCUGUUCGUGGCAGCUAUGUCACGACUACUAGGCGGUCACGUUUGCAGUGCGUGGCGAGCGAUGCAGCUGUUCGCUUCACAACUAAGAGAGGGGUGGCAUUUGGAGAGGUGCACAAAAUCGUGGGAGGGCAUCCUAGCCUAGGCGACUGGGAUGUCGAUGCAGCCCCGACCAUGGAGUGGUCGGAUGGGGAUGUGUGGAGCGUGGAUGUCAGUGUGCCAGCAGGCAGCAGCCUGGAAUUCAAGUGUGUGAAGGUGGGUAAUGGGCAAAUGGAGUGGGAGGGCGGCGGCAACAGAAACUUCCAGGUGGAGGGAGGGGAGGUGAAGGUGGGCUUCGAGUGGGGCAAUGAGGGCUCGCUGCAUGUGGAUGCUCACGCGAAUGGCGCGUCACCGCCAGAGAGCCGUGCCGACAGCCCGGCACCAGCUCAGGAGCCCGAGCAGAGCAGCCCUCCAGAGGGAACGCCUGGCAACGGCGCCAGCCCGGGCGACGACAGGCUGCCACAUCAGCGGUGGCAGGGGAAGAGCACGCGCUUCAUGCGCUCCAACGAGCACGGCGGGGAUCGGUCAGGGGUUUGGAACAGGGAGGGGCUCGAAGGCGCUGCGCUGUCCAUUGUGGCAGGCGACGAAAAGUCUGGCAGCUGGCUGCAGAAGAUGCAAGUGGCCAAGAGCUUCAUUUCGACGGGGGCGAUCGAGUGCGUGGAGGGCGGCGGCCACUACCGCCCCAACAAGCACGCUGAGCUGGCACGAGACAUCUUCCGCGCUCUGGAGCGGCUGCUCGCCGAUCCCUCCUCUGCCCGCGAGCCCAAGCUGCUCGCGCGCAAAACCCACACCAAGCUGCCCUCGUUCAACGCAGAGUUCACAGCCAGCACGCCGCUGACUCGCAUUCGUGACAUUGCCCACCGCAACGAUAUCCCCCACGACCUCAAGCAGGAGAUCAAGCACACCAUCCAGAACAAGCUGCACCGUAACGCCGGCCCGGAGGAUCUGGUGGCAACCGAAGAAAUGCUGGCGCGCAUUUCCGCGCCGGACGCCGGGUACUCGGGGGAUUUUGUGAAUGAGUUUCGGGUGUUCACCGGGGAGCUGCGCGACUUCUUUAACGCCGGCUCGCUCGGGGAUCUGCUGAACGCGCUGCGGCCGUCCAUGGAUGACUCGGGGAACCAGGUGCUUGACAGGUUCUUGGAAGCCAAGGGGAAGGUGGACGCGGGCGCAAGUGCAAAUGCAGAGGAUCAGGAGAACCAGACGAUUGAUGCGCUGCACGCGCUCACCUCGGUCCGCGCGCUGCUCAUCUCCGGCCUGCAGAGCGGCCCGCGCAACGAUGCUUCGGAUGACUCGCUGGCGAUGCGGCAGCGGUGGCGCCUGGCGGAGAUCCGCUGCGAGGACUACGCAUUCGUGCUCCUCUCCCGCUUCCUCAACCACCUCGAUGCCCGGGGCGGCGCGGAGGGCCUGAGUGAGUCAUCUGCUGACAAGGCGUGGUCGCUGCCGCUGGGCGCCGCAGUGUUAGCAGUGCGCCAGCUGGGACUCAGCGGAUGGGAGCAUGCAGAAUGCUUUGCGCUCGAGAACGAGCUCGGCGCCUGGCAGCAGGCCGGCAAGCUGGCUGAGCCCGUCAACGCGCUCAGGCUGAAGGCGAGCCUGGAACGGCUGCAGCGGCUGACGCAGGGCUAUGCCGAUGCCAUGCUGGCCAUCUUUCCCGACCGUGCCUCCAAACUAGGCAGCGGCCUUGGCCUAGAACCGGAGCGCGUCACCGUGUUUACGGAGGCUGAGAUCCGCGCGAGUGUGGUGUUCCAGCUGAGCAAGCUGGUGACGCUGCUGCUGAAGGCCGCCCGCAUCAACACCGGCGCCGGUGCAUGGGACGCCCUCGUCGCAGGUGAGGUGGUGGGUCGGCUGUUGGAGGUGGAGAGGCUGGAGCCCGGCGCGAUUCCCGAGGGAACCGAUGACCCUGUAGUGCUGCUGGUGCGCUCGGCCAGCGGCGAUGAGGAAGUCGGCGCGGCAGGCGCGAAUCUCAAGGGCGUCAUCCUACGCCAGUCGCUGCCGCACCUCUCCCAUCUCGGUGUAAGGGCGAGGCAGGAGAAGGUGCCCUUUGCCACGUGCGAGGAUGAGGGAACCGUGGAUGCUGAGGUCAAGCCUCUGCUGGGCUCGACGGUGCGGCUCUCUGUCAGCACGGAGGGCGUCACAAUAAAGGCCGAGGAAGCCGGAGCAGCCGCCCCGGAAGCUGCCGCGGAAGCUUCCGGACAGCCGCCGACGACGGCGUCCACAAACGGCGCAGGUCCCGAAGAGGAGGGCGGCAUUCGAAAUUCGAUAAAGUCGCUGUCCGGGAAGCUGGCGGGAGGGGACGCCAGCAACGGCGCUGCCAAGACUGCGCCGGCCGCCAUCGAAAAGGUGAGCAAGGCCACGGUGGUGCCCUUGGAAAAGGCGACGGCUGCCAGCUGCGGUGCAAAGGCGUCGGCAUGCGCACAGCUGGCACUCGCAGCCUCCAAGGCCGGCUUCAGCACACCCGCUGGAGUCUGCCUCCCCUUCGGCAGCAUGGAGGCCGCCAUCAAGGAGGCGGGCAAGUCGGCGGACUUUCAAGCCUUGCUGAAGGAGGCGGAGACUGCCAAGCUGGAUGGCGGGGCGCUGGACACAGUCUGCUCCAAGCUGCAGGCGCUGGUGGAGGGCCUUGAGGUUCCUGCAGCCGUCCUCAAGGAAGCAUGCGGCGCAUUUUCUGACGGCGCAACGCUGAUCGCGCGUUCGACCGCCAACGUGGAGGAUCUGGCCGGCAUGUCAGGCGCAGGGCUCUACGAGUCACUCGCAGGCAUCCCCGCGGCCGACCCUGAAGCGCUCGGAACGGCGGUGAAGGGCGUCUGGGCGUCUCUGUAUGCGCGCCGCGCCGUGCUCAGCCGCCGCGCCGCAGGUGUGGCGCAGGCGGACGCAGCGAUGGCGAUCCUGAUCCAGGAGCAGCUGGCGAGCGAGUACAGCUUCGUGCUGCACACGCGCAGCCCAGUCGAGCAGGAUCCCAACCUGCUGUACGCUGAGCUGGCCGCGGGCUUGGGGGAGACUCUGGCCUCCGGCACUCGCGGCUCUCCCUGGCGCCUGGCUGUGAACAAGCAGACUGGGGAGGUGAAGACGCUGGCCUUUGCAAACUUCAGCUCAGCGCUGACAGCAGGCGCGCCUAAAAAGGUGCUGGUGGCGGCCGGAGGAGGUUCGCCAUCGCAGACGAGCCACUCUGCCAGCGCAUCAGGCUACAAGCCAGUCAUCCUCGACUACGGCAAACAGGCGCUCUCCACCAGCGAGGAGAAGAGGGCCGAGGUUGGGGAGCAGCUGGCAAAGGUGGGCAAGGCGCUGGAGGAGGCUUUUGGGGGACCACAGGAUGUGGAGGGGGCUCUGAUUGGCACCGAGGUCUAUAUUGUGCAGACUCGACCCCAGCCUUAGGAGUGAACUUGCAAAUGCAGCUUCACUGCACGUGAGAAAUUUUACAUCCAAAUUUAAUAACCCAAAGCACGGGGUGCAAAAGCAAUGGAAUGUUGCCUUGCAUUGACAUGGCAGCAGCCAAGUGCUGUUUGGAUGGACAAGAGCAGGGCAGCAGGCUGAUAGUCUCCAUGCAACCUCUAUACAGGGUCCCAGUCAUUUGCCAGAGAACUGUGCUGAUCGUGUAGCACUGGACGGCAAGGGCUCUAGUAGUCCCUGGCACUCUUCCAUUUGUCUGCAAGGAAACGGGCGGAUGCCUUCUUGGUGCGCUUCUGCGUCUCAAAAUCGACGUGCACCACACCAAACUUCUUGCUGUAACCGUCUUGCCACUCAAAGUUAUCUGUGAGAGCCCAGGCAUCAUAGCUCCUGAUGGGUACCUAACAGGCAUGCAAAGAUUGUUAGAAACAGCGUUGUCAGCAUAAGAAGCAUUACAUUUUCAGGCCGGAGCGCUCCUUGUCAUCAAUGCAAGGUGAUCCAAUGUACCACCUUUUUCACGUCAGCCAUAAGAAUGAGCUCUGGUCAAAAUGUCAAGCGCAUGCUUCAUCAUGGAGAUUGGGCACACACCUUGUCGUAGAUAACUGCAGCAAUGGCAUGAUCGAUGUAAUCGCGGAAAUAUUCG